AUGGGUGACUGGAGCUUUCUGGGGCGACUGCUGGAGAACGCUCAGGAACACUCCACCGUGAUAGGAAAGAGGUGUCCAACUCCGCUUCUUCCUCAAACCUUGUGGUCCUUCCUCCCCAAGGUUUGGCUGACCGUCCUCUUCAUCUUCCGUAUCUUGGUGCUGGGCGCGGCGGCGGAAGAAGUGUGGGGCGACGAGCAGUCCGACUUCACCUGCAACACGCAGCAGCCCGGUUGCGAGAACGUUUGCUACGACGAGGCCUUUCCCAUCUCCCACAUGCGCUUCUGGGUGCUGCAGAUCAUCUUUGUGUCCACGCCGACCCUCAUCUACUUGGGACACGUGCUGCACAUUGUGCGCAUGGAGGAGAAGAGGAGGGAGCGGGAAGAUGAGAACAGGAAAAUGGGUCGCCACCUGGAGGACCACGAUCCCCUCUACCACAACGGAGACGGAGGGGGCGCUUGGAAGAAGGAGAAGCCACCCAUCCGCGAUGAGCACGGCAAAAUCCGAAUCCGCGGGGCCUUGUUGAGGACCUACAUCUUCAACAUCAUUUUCAAGACCCUGUUUGAGGUGGGCUUCAUCCUGGGACAGUACUUCCUCUACGGCUUCCACUUGCGGCCGCUCUACAAAUGUCGCCGCUGGCCGUGUCCCAACACAGUGGACUGCUUUAUAUCCAGGUCAGUUUUUUUUUUUCCCAUCACUACAUACCGUAAGGACCUUUGCUUGUCUGCAACCCCCCGUCGACAGUCUUUGAACCAUCAACCUGGAUUCCCUUACUAUGAUCAAGGUAUCUCUGUCAAUCAAAUUUUCGCAAAUUGCUAUGCAGGGUGAGAAUCCAUAAUUGAAACCACAUUUCUUCUGAGUCCAAAUUGAGGAUUUGGCAGACUUUCUAUUCCACACAGUUAAGUCAAAUGUCCUAAAAUCAGAUUGUAUGUUGUCGCGCAUAUCGCUGGAUUCGGGCAAAGCGACGUCUCCAAAACCAUCACGGGAUCAAAAAUGCAAAAAAGUACAAUCAAAUAAAGACACUGCGUUUUUGUUGCGUUAUUAACAUUGUGUCGUC
Messenger RNA from Hippocampus comes (tiger tail seahorse), 1054 nucleotides. RefSeq names its product gap junction alpha-3 protein-like. Bases 1 to 825 code for a protein of 274 amino acids. Gene Ontology annotation, biological process: cell-cell signaling. Lineage: Eukaryota; Metazoa; Chordata; Actinopteri; Syngnathiformes; Syngnathidae. Gene Ontology annotation, cellular component: connexin complex. Gene Ontology annotation, molecular function: gap junction channel activity. The record is from RefSeq and is a predicted model, not a curated record. The transcript has 2 exons.